Molecule: messenger RNA, 1392 nt
Organism: Brugia malayi
Lineage: Eukaryota; Metazoa; Nematoda; Chromadorea; Rhabditida; Onchocercidae
Gene: Bma-unc-47
Product: vesicular GABA transporter, putative,Uuncoordinated protein 47, putative
Exons: 9
Coding region: 1-1392 (463 amino acids)
Biological process (GO): amino acid transmembrane transport
Cellular component (GO): vacuolar membrane
Molecular function (GO): amino acid transmembrane transporter activity
Source: RefSeq, a predicted model, not a curated record
AUGGACGAGUUACGUGCUGCCACUAUUGCUACUGCUACGCAACAACAACAGUCAUUUCAUGGAUGGAAAGAUUGGACAAAUAAAAAUAUUUUUGCAUCAUCUAUUGAUGAAACAGUAUUUGAUUAUGGUUAUCAGAAUCAGGAUACUACUGCUACAGAAAAUAGAAUUCAUCAAGAAAUGACAACAACUGAUGAAGAACGUACUUCUGAACAACCAAUUACAGCAUUACAAGCUGCUUGGAAUGUUACAAAUGCAAUUCAGGGAAUGUUUAUCGUCGGUUUACCUAUCGCUGUUAAAGUUGGUGGAUGGUGGACAAUUAUAGCAAUUCUUGGCGUUGCAUAUUUGUGUUAUUGGAGUGGAAUUUUACUCAUCGAUUGCUUGUAUGAAAAUAAUGUUAAAAUAAGAAGUACGUAUCAAGCGGUAGCAGAAGCGUAUCGUCCAGGAAUGGGUCGUUUUGUAUUAUGUGCGCAAUUGACGGAAUUACUGAGUACUUGUAUCAUUUAUAUUGUAAUUGCAGGUGAUUUACUUCAAAGUUGCGUACCAUCACUUGAUAAAUCCGCUUUGAUGAUGCUUGUAACAACAGCGCUUCUUGGCUGUGCUUUUCUAGACUCAAUUCGAAUAGUAAGCAAUUUGAGCCUGAUGAAUGCUAUUUCACACCUAAUCAUUAAUGCUAUCAUAUUCAUUUAUUGUUUAUUUCAGGUUAUACCAUUUACAUUUGAUAUUCGUACCAUGCCAACAGUGAUUGGUGUGGUUGUAUUUGGCUAUACUUCACAUAUUUUUCUUCCAUCAUUAGAAGGUUCCAUGGAGGAUCCAACCAAAUUUAAAUGGAUGCUUCGUUGGUCACAUAUCAUUGCAGCAAUUUUCAAGUCUCUCUUUGGUCUUCUUGGCUUCCUAACAUUUGGUGACUUUACGCAAAAGGAAAUUUCCAAUUCAUUACCAAAUCAAACAUUUAAGGUAAUAGUUAAUUUGGUACUGGUUAUAAAAGCACUCUUCUCAUAUCCAUUACCAUAUUUUGCUGCUGUUCAUUUACUUAAAGAUAAUUUAUUCAUGGGCACACCAGAAACACUAUUCACAAGCUGCUAUGGUAUUGGACAUAGUUUACGUGAAUGGGCACUUUGUUUACGAAUUAUUUUGGUGCUUAUUACACUGCUAAUGGCAAUGUCGGUACCAUACCUAAUUGAACUAAUGGGCCUAGUUGGCAAUAUUACUGGAACUAUGCUGAGUUUCAUUUGGCCAGCUAUGUUUCAUUUGAAAUUGAAAGGAGCAAAUGUAAAAGAAAGUGAUCGAAAUUUUGAUAAAUUCAUUAUUGGUACUGGCAUCUGCUUAAUGACCAUUGGAUUAUAUUUUUCUGCACUUGAGCUGGUACAGGCAAUUCGUUAUGAAGAACGAUAG